CCAAACAAUAUAAGACGCGAAGAAGAAGAGAGCGAUUUGUUUGGAAAAUGGCGGGCGCUUUGACAGAGAAUCAGCUUGUACAUGAGGUUUACGCUUCGCUGAAGGCUGCGUCGUGUCCUUUGGUGGACGGUUUGUACCUAAAUGACACAGACAGCAUGUUACAGCUGCUCUGUGCUCCAUCACAGCUCCGCACAGACAUACUGGCGUGGAUCUGCACCAGCAUCAACCCAAACUUUACUGAUUCCAAGGCGAUGUCGGGGAGAUCCACAGACCCAGAAGUUCUGAAUAAAGAAAUGGCUGCGCUUGGACAGGAGCUGAUGCUAUGCAAGUCAGGUGACCUGGACCUGAUCAGGGGUAAUGCGAGUGCUGACCGGCAGCUUCGUUUCCUGGAGCAGCUUCUAACUCUCGUUCCGGGUUGCCAGAAGUCUGCUGAGAACAGAACCGAUGCAGAUGCGCUCCUGAACGAGGUCUUCGCUGCUGAGAAUCUGCCCAACCUCACACAAGCCCUCAAACCCAAAUUUUACCCCUGGCCUUCCCGCACCAACACGACUUUGCAGAAGGAGACCAAGUCGGCUAAUGAGGCAAGCGGAGAAGAGCCUGCUGAUAUUGAUGCCCUUCUACAGUUGACUCAGUCAGCGCUGGAGAAGCUACAGUCAGAGUGUGACUUCCUGCUCGAUGAGGACAGUCCUGCGGUUUUCUCUGUGAACACGCUGCGUGUGGCGGCGUGUGACCUCCAGCAGCUGAUGUCCACCUUCAGCCACGUUUAUGAGACAGACCUGAGAAUGUAUUGCAGCAAAGACAUCCCCCACUUCAGCAAAGACACUGACAUCUUCCACAGAGUACAUCAGCUACUUCUGGCCUGCAACACGGAAUUGGAAAUGCUUAAAGAAGUAACCAGCGCUUCUGAAUCUGUGAGUGAGGAAGUCAAGCAGCUACAGACGCAGUCUCAAUACUGGAGACACGGAGAGAAGCGCACGUUACACGAUCAAAUAGAGGUAAUUACCAAACGAAUUGGAGAAUUUCUCGCCGAACUUCAAUCCUGAUGACAUCACUGACACUAAAACUGAGCCAGGUGUCCUCUGCUGCUGUGAUGCAUGUCUCUUCUCCUGUACUGGUGUUAAAGGCUCAGUUCUUGUAGUCACCAACCUGCUCCUGGCUUGUCAUCUCUUCUCAAAUACUCCUCACUCUUCCUCUUCUUGCUCUUUCCCACCACAUGAAUGGGGAAACAAUUCUUCCUGAAUGUGAGGAGGUGGUAAAGCUGAGGACUGUUUGUACAGACUAGAGUUUGAGCUGUGGUGUUAAAACAGAACUGUGGUCAAAAAGCGUUCUAUCAGCCGUUGCUCGGGUAUUACGGCAGAAUCUCACAUCUUUCAGAGAAUUAAGGCUGUUUAAUGGAGUCAAACACUGACUUGUCUAGAGCUGCAUUGAGACGUGGUAAAUGAACUAACUUGCAAAUCAUGCUACGACUUUCUCUGUUGCUUUCCAUAAAGCUACAAGGGUGUGUUGCAGGCUCCAUGUGAACGGCCAGAUAAGUUUGGGAACAGAAGGGUAAACUGAAAAGGAAUUUAGUUGGAGAAAACGGUCGGUUUUAGGGUUGCACAGUUCAUUAAAUGGUGAUCAUGAUGAGGAUUUUGGUUUCCACAAUUAAAUAAACAAAUUUUGAGGUUUUAAAAUGUGUAGAAAACAAACCUUAGAUGCCUUAUUUUGCAAUUUACUGAAAUUGUUGGUCUUGAAUCUGUCUGAACUGCAGUAACUGAGCAGCUCAUGGAACAACCUGUAUUUUUAUAUCGCAGAAAACUAAUAUCACGAAGCCCUACCCCAUUAGUAUGUUUAUCUUGAAUAUGACUGAAGUGUUGGGCAGGUUUGUGCACCAUCACAACAUUAUACUAACAUGAGUUUCUGUAACUGUACAGUCAGAAUUUACUGCCUUAACUUGCAGCACCCUUAACACUUGAAUGUUGUAUAUUUUAAUACUGAAUAAAUUAAUGUUUCAAACUUUCUAA
Messenger RNA from Acanthochromis polyacanthus (spiny chromis), 2003 nucleotides. RefSeq names its product HAUS augmin-like complex, subunit 7 (gene haus7). Gene Ontology annotation, molecular function: microtubule minus-end binding. Gene Ontology annotation, cellular component: HAUS complex. Bases 48 to 1043 code for a protein of 331 amino acids. The record is from RefSeq and is a predicted model, not a curated record. NCBI's taxonomy places the organism in Eukaryota, Metazoa, Chordata, Actinopteri, Pomacentridae. Gene Ontology annotation, biological process: spindle assembly; centrosome cycle. The transcript has 9 exons.